Messenger RNA from Lolium perenne, 5543 nucleotides. RefSeq lists its product as uncharacterized. Gene Ontology annotation, molecular function: histone H3K9 demethylase activity; chromatin DNA binding; transcription coregulator activity. Lineage: Eukaryota; Viridiplantae; Streptophyta; Magnoliopsida; Poales; Poaceae. Gene Ontology annotation, cellular component: chromatin; histone deacetylase complex. The record is from RefSeq and is a predicted model, not a curated record. Gene Ontology annotation, biological process: regulation of transcription by RNA polymerase II.
GCGACACCACACCGUAGGAGACCGGGCCGAGCAAGACCAAACCGACCCAAGCUCUUCCUCUCCUCACACUCCGCGGCGAUUCCGGCCGCCGGCGCCGCGACGAUGCCGCCCAAGCGGAGGCAGGCCAAUCGCCGGGGAAGGCAGCGCAAGGACCCAUCCCCCGCCGCCGCCGACUCCACCAUCGAGGAGAACAGUGGCACCAAGGGCGAGGACGAGGAGAUGCCGCAGGCUUCCGCCCAUGUGGAGCAGAACGAGAACGGGGUUGAGCUCGCUGACCAAGAGACGCCGCCGCCACAGGCUCCUGCCGUGGAGAACAGCGUAGAGAAGGUCGACGAAGAGGCGCCACCGGCUUCUGCGGAGACAGGAGGCCGGCGCAGCUCGCUGAGGCCACGCAAGACUCCAGCUGUCAUCGAGCAGAAUAGCGACACAGAGGAUGAAGAGGAGAAGAUGCCACGGAAGGGUGGCAGGCGUGGACGGGGACGCGGACGCACACGUGGACGCGGACGGGGGAGGCUGGCCAAGAAUGUAGCUGCCGCUGAGGAGAAAGGUGAAGGGGAAGAGUUGCCAGAGGUUACUGCAAAGGUUUUGGUUUGUUAUAGCAGGCAGAGGGGACGCAGACGGGGGGCGCAGCCCAAGAAUCUAGCUGCCACCAAGGAGAACGGAGAGACGCAGGGAGAAGAGGAUGAGAUGCAGAAGGCUUAUGCCCAGGGGAACAGUGAGAGGAAGGGUGAAGAGGAAGAGUUACCACAGGGUGGCAUGAGUGGACGGGGACGCCGGCAGGGGAGGCAGCACAAGACUCUAGCUGAUGCUGAGGAGAACGAUGAGCACCCAGUCAAGGACGAGAUAAAUGAGGUUUCUACAGAGGAAAACAAUGUGAAAAUUGGAAAGGAAACGAUGCCACAGGCUUCUGCUGAGAGGGGAGGUAGGCGUGUACGUGGCCGUGGACGUGGACGAGGACAGGGGAAGGUUACGGUGCCCAAGGCUCCAGCUGCCUCUAAGGAGAACGGUGUGAAGGAGGGCAAGGAAGAGUUGACUUCAGCUCAGGAGAACGGCACAGAAGAGGCAAAUGAAAAACAAAGACCCAGAAGAAAGCGCAGUAGGGACCCUGUUGCUGACCCUUCUCUUGAUCCCCGGACCACACGGCUUAGGCAGAGGCGGACUGCUCCGGUGGUAGCUGAUGCACCUAAUAAGGUGGAAAAGGUGAAAAAGGUGAAAAAGGAUAGAAAAAAGAAAGAAUCAACUUCACAAAUGUGUCAUCAAUGCCAGAGGCAUGACUACGGAAGUGUUGUGCAGUGUCUAGGCUGCAAAGAUAGGGACCGUCUGAGGAGAUACUGCACGGCGUGCAUGACUCGCUGGUAUCCCCAUUUAACAGAAGACGACUUCGCGAAUAGUUGUCCAACUUGUCGCAAUAACUGCAACUGCAAGACUUGUCUGCGGAAAAAUAUAAUAAAUAAGGUUGACAAAUGGAAAAUAUCUGAUGAAGAUAAAAUUAAAUGCUCACUUCGGAUUGCACACUAUUUGCUCCCAUGGUUGAAAGACUUGUUCAAUGAGCAGAUGAAAGAGCGAAGAGUUGAGGCAACAAUUGAAGGCAUUGACACAUGCGAAGUGAAGAUUCCCAAAGUUAACUGUGAAGAAAAUGAGCGGAUAUACUGUAACAACUGCAGAACAUCUAUAGUGGACUUCCACAGAAGCUGCAAUAAAUGUUCCUAUGAUCUCUGCCUUAGCUGCUCCCGGGAGCUUCGUGAUGGACUUAGUCCUGGUGCUGCUGCAGCAAGUGGCAUGGUCCUUACACAACCUGGGGUAGAAGGCAAGGAAGGUUUGCAACAUGAAAGUAGCGAUGAUAAUGUUCCAAGUCAAAACCUUCCUAAUGGACAGGAUGAUGUGUUGAUGGUGAGUGCAGCUCCUGUUGAGGAUAGUGCUCCUGGUUUGAGACAAUGGAGGGUUAAUAGCAACGGAAGCAUACCUUGCCCACCAAUUGCACUUGGUGGUUGCGGAGACUGUAUUCUUGAACUUAAGUCGUUGUUGGAGGAGAGUGUUAUUUCUGACUUGCUGGAGAAUGCCAGUUCAGUUGUCAGCAAAGAAGGAAUGCUGGAGGUGGGAGGUUCAAAAUGCUCCUGCUUUACUGACUCUGGUGAGAUGAGCAAUGGGACGUCACAGAAAUUGGCUUGUAGAGAUAACUCAAGUGACAACUACAUAUAUUGCCCAAAUGCUAGAGACGUUCAGAAUGGAGCAUUAGAUCAUUUCCAGGAGCACUGGUUGAAGGGUCAGCCUGUUAUUGUUCGUGACGUGCUUGAGUUAACUUCUGGAUUGAGCUGGGAACCAAUGGUUAUGUGGCGAGCUUUAAGAGAAGUUAAAGACAAGGAUGAACAUGAGCGGCUUGUUGUUGAAGCUCUUGAGUGCCUGUUAUGGUCUGAGGUUGAAAUAAACAUUCACUUCUUUUUUAAUGGGUAUUCUCGUGGAGUUGUUAGUCCAGAGGGUUUGCCCAUGUUACUAAAGCUUAAAGAUUGGCCACAACACAGCUCAUUCGAGGAGCGACUGCCACGACAUGGUGCUGAGUUCAUGUCUGCUUUGCCAUUUCGUGAAUAUACUGAUCAUAAAUGUGGUCCUCUUAAUUUGGCUGUGAAGCUUCCAGAAAAAGUCAUAAAGCCAGACCUUGGUCCAAAAACUUACAUCGCGUAUGGCGUUGCCCAGGAAUUAGGAAUUGGUGAUUCUGUCACCAAGCUUCAUUGUGACAUGUCUGAUGCGGUCAAUAUCCUCACACAUACUGACGUAAUAAAGCUCAAACCAGAAAGGGUAACAGCGAUUGAGAAGAAGAAAAAGAGUUUGGCCAUAGAGGAAGACAACAGAAAUCUUCAAGCUUCACAAACAGAUCCUGAUUGUGAGUCGAUAGCUCUCAGUGAAUUAAUCAAUGUGCCAAGACCUGAAGGAUUUGGACUUAGCUCUAGCAUUCAGCAGCCAUUAUCUGAUGUUGUUUUAGAUGGGCGGAAGGGGGUUCACAAUGAUGUGGAAGCUGAUGGAAACUUUACUGUGGGGCAAUCGACCACUGAAGGUGAUGUGGAUCAUGUGGAUCUUUCCAUUUCCAAGGAGAAAACAGAAGGUAUAGUUGAUCAGAAGGAUAGGGUGGAUCAUGGUUCCAGCAGUGAAGAUAAAAGUGAAUCUCCAGAUAAUACAGAAGGAACCUCUGAACCUACUGGUGGUCAAAAACGCCGAAGGCAUGGCUGUCAGUCUUCUAACGCAUCAAAGAAAAAAAAGAAAACGACCACAGAAUAUAAGGUGCAAGGAACUUCCAUAUCUCUUGAGCCAAAAGACGAUGAUGUCCCAUUUGUAGAGGGUAACCAGCCAGAGGGUGGUGCAUUGUGGGACAUAUUCCGACGAGAAGAUGUCAGCAAACUACAAGAGUAUCUUCUGAAGCACUCAGAGGAGUUUAGGCAUUAUAAUUAUGAACCAGUGAAGCAGGUUAUUCAUCCUAUACAUGAUCAGUGCUUUUACCUAACAAAUGAACACAAGAGAAAGCUUAAAGAAGAAUAUGGAGUUGAGCCGUGGACAUUUGAACAGAACCUUGGUGAUGCAGUCUUUAUCCCUGCAGGAUGUCCCCACCAAGUCAGAAAUUUGAAGUCAUGUAUAAAGGUGGCACUUGACUUUGUUUCUCCGGAAAAUGUACAAGAGUGCAUCAGGCUGACAGAAGAAUUUCGUCUGCUUCCAAAAGGGCAUAGGGUGAAUGAAGAUAAGCUAGAGAUUAAGAAGAUAGCCUUUCAUGCAAUCAAAAAAGCCAUUGAGGAUAUCAACAAAAAGGGUGACAAGGAAAGAAGAGAUGACAACCAAGAUGGUGCAAAGUACAAAGCAAAAGCCAAAGUGGAAGGAAGAGGAACAGGAACAGGGAGAGGGAGGGGAAGGGAGAGGGGGAGAGGAAGAGGAAGAGGAAGAGGAAAAGGAAGAAAGAGAGCAACAUCGGAAGGACGUAGUGAUGAAGUUGAAGACCAACCUGGUCCAAGUGAACCUGCAGAGAUGGAAGAUGAUGAAAAACAAUCAGCUCAAGCCAUGUCUGGAGCUGAAGAUGAACCUGCUGAAAUAGAAGAGGGCCAGGAAAAAUCAGCUCUGUACAGGUCUGUAGUUGGAGAUGAACCUGCAGAAACGAAAGAACACCAAAAGGAAUCAGGUCAAGCCAUGUCUGAAGAUGAAGUUGAACCUGCAGAAAUGGAGGAGCCCCAAGUAAAGUCAGCUCAGGACUUGUCUGAAGUUAAAGAUGGAUCUGCGGAAAUGGAUGAACACAGAGGACAGUCACCUCGGGAUAUGUCUGAAGCUAAUGAAGAACCUGCAGAGAUGGAGGAUCACCAAAAACAAUCAGUUCAGGACAUGUGUGAAGUUACAGAUGGACCUGUAGAAGGGGAGGCGGAGCAACAAUCAGCUGAUUGGAUGCCUGAACGUGCAGAACUGGAGUGUCACCAAGAACAACAAACUGGUGGCAUGCCUGAAGGUAAAGAUCCUGCAGAGAUUGAGGGGCACCAAAAGCAACAAGGUGAUGAAGUUCAGGACGUGUCUGGAGAUAAAGGCGAACCUGCAGAAAUGGAAGAGCACCAAAAACAACCAGCUCUAGCCAUGUCUGAGGUUGAAGAUGGACCUACCGAGAUGGAGCAGCAAGAAGAUUCAGCUCAGGACAUGUCUGGGGGUAAAAACGAGCAUUUAGAAAUGGAUGAGCACAAAGAUAAUUCUGUUGAGGACAUGCCUGAAGCUAAAGAUGGACCUGUUGACAUGGAUGAGGACCAAGAACAAUCAGCUGAGGACAUGGUUGAAUUUGAAGAUAAGCCUGUAGAAAUGGAGGAGCCCCAAAAACAAUCAGCUCAAGCCAUGUCUCAGGUUGUAGAUGAAUCUGCAGAGAUGGAAGAUCACCAAGAACAAUCAGCUCAGGAUAUGCCUGAAGCUAAAGAUGGGCCUGUAGAAAUGAAGGAACUGAAAGAACUAUCUGCUCAGGAAAUGCCUGAAGCUAGAGACGGACCUGCUAAUAUGGAGCAAGGCCAAUCAGUUGAGGACACGUCUGAAUUGGAAGCUAAGCCUGUAAAAAUUGAGGAGCUUGAAGAACAAUUAGUUCAGGACAUGUGCGAAGCUAAAGAUGGUCUUGCAGAGGUGGAGGAGCGCCAAAAGCAACUAGCUGCUGGCUUGUCUGAAGCUAAAGAUGAGCCUGGAGAAACAGAGGAGCACCAGAAGCAACCAGCUGAGGCUAUGCCAACCAUGCCGUGAGUAGCAACGCCUAUCCUCUUCCACUAGAUUUUGCGCCCGUCACCCACCCUGAGAUUUCUGCGGCGUCAUACUUUGACUUAGACCGUAAUCUAUCUCUAGGACUUUAUUAUAUCUUAGCAUUUUGAAGGAGUGCAGUGACAAAAGAAUGUCGAGCUGUCUGACAAUAGAACCAGACAGCUAGCAGUCCCUGUGAAACCAAAUAUUUUGGACGUGGUAGUGGUGUGACAGCUUGUUGAUCUGUAACAUGUAAGGUGGAUUUACAUAUGAAGCAUGAUGUCAACCUCUGGUUAUCCUGUUCACAAGCCUAA